Molecule: messenger RNA, 5988 nt
Organism: Penaeus chinensis
Lineage: Eukaryota; Metazoa; Arthropoda; Malacostraca; Decapoda; Penaeidae
Cellular component (GO): Z disc; nucleus
Molecular function (GO): zinc ion binding; transcription coregulator activity
Source: RefSeq, a predicted model, not a curated record
AUGCCCCAGGGCUCCGUCUGUGCCCGGGACGUGCCCCGUGGAGCUCCGGCCCAAAGCCUCCGCCCCUUCUCCCCGCGCGUGGAAAAGGACACGGCCAGUGCCGCGAAGAAACGGCACCAUGAAAUGGCACUGUGUCACCUGUGGGUUGCCAACGCAGGAAACUUGUGGGGAUUUGUGGCACCCGCGAGAUCCACUGCUAACUGUACCUUACCUUUGGAGAGUGCCUCUAAACAGUGCCACCAUGUGUUUACUGUAUAUAGUGUAAAUAGUGACGCACGUGCAUCCUACGAGUGGAAAUGCCUCAGACGGCGGCGGUGUGGUGGGUCGAGUGAGCAAAGAGAAGCGAAGAUCCACAGGCGUGAUAAUAUUUUGGUCUCUCGUGAAUCCCGGGACAGCGAACAAGAGGGCGCUGAGACCCACACGCCCUCGUCAAAGAUAACCACACCGUCCAGUGAUAACCAGUACGUCGCCUGGGGGCAUGAGGCGAGGGCAUGGCACCAUGAGCUGGUGUUCGGCCACGAGGAACACCUCUCCCGCGAGCCCGCUGGGGCGCCUUCGAGCAAGAUGAAACCGCUACGAUCUCAAGUUAGCUUUAGUAAGGAUAGGAACUUCACCUUUCGUCGCAAAACCGACAGUUUCAAAGAGAAGAAAGAUGAAGACAGCGAUAAGGAGAAGGAAAAGGAGAAAGAGAAGGAGAAGAGUAAAGGCAAAGACAAGGAGAAAAAGGGAGACGGCCACCAGAUAACGUCUGCCAUCGCCUCGUCGCUCGCCGCAACGCUGUCGCCAUUCUCAUCGUUUGUCACUUCUCAUUCCCCCCGGGGCAGCCGCAAGCCGUCCCCGAGCCCCACGGGUUCUCGCAGGUCGAGCCCCCCCUCCCCCAGGGUGCAGGAGGCCCCGCACCAUCACCCCCUCCUGCCCGUGCCGAGGACCAACUCCUUCUCCCACCGCGCGAUCCCUCACACGCCGCACCCGAAGGCCCGAACCAACUCCUUCAACAUCCCCAACUCCUCCACGACCCCAAGGGCCUCGUGCUCCCCUGCAAAGGCGUCCUCGAGGGCGUCCUGCUCCCCGCUCCCUUCCAGCAGCCCCAGCAUGUCCCCCAGCGCCUCCAGCCCCUCCCUCAGCCCCAGCACCAGCAGGUCGGAGAGCUCGUCCUCCGUCAGCGACACCACGGACGAGGACCCGCCGCUCCCCAGGCUUCCCCACGGGGGAUGCCGACCCAAAAUCCGGGUCUCCUCGGAGGACGACGACAGCGUGGAGCCCUCGCCGCCCGCCGGGGACGAGGGCGGCGACAAGGGGAGUGCCGGGGGCGAGAAGAAGGCCAAGAUAGCCCAGGAGCCUCGGGUGCUUCCCUACAGGAUCGAGGAAGGCUGGGAGCUGCGUCAUUCCACUGACACAGUAGCCAAGCACAGGAAGACGUGUCAGAGCUGCAAGUGUACCAGGGAACUCCACGACGUCUACCACGAGGAUUGGGUCAACGUGAGGGAGCGACUUGGCCUCGGCGAUUCCCUCGGACGCAGCAGCCGAGAGUUGUGCCUUCAGGAGGGCUACACGUGGGUGCCACCUGGCCUCACCAGCGAGCAGAUCUAUGACUAUAUGAGCUGCCUGCCGGGCCACAAGGUUCCCCGGCUCGGCACACCCGGAGAGAAGUCGCGAGAGAGGCAGUUGAUGUUGCAGUUGCCCAAGCAGGACCUGGCGUUGGACUACACGCGUCACGUUGAGCCACAGUUCCAUACUUCCUUCAAGGAUUUUGUGGCUGCUAGGAACGAUAUUGCACUGGAUAUCGGCAUUAUUAAGCCCCACAUUCCACAUGAUAUUGAGUGCCGAGGUUGCGGAGGCGUGGUGACCAAGGGCAGCGUCGGAGUGGUGGCACCCCGUUUCGGCGAGGAGGCGGCGUGGCAUCCGGCGUGCUUCGUGUGCGGCACUUGCAACGAACUGCUAGUGGACCUCGUGUACUGCGUGUGGGAGGACACCAUCCACUGCGCGCGCCACUACGCCGAGAAGCUCAAGCCACGCUGUUCCGCUUGUGACGAGCUCAUUUUCAGCGGGGAGUACACCAAAGCCAUGUCAAAGGACUGGCAUUCGGGCCACUUCUGUUGCUGGCAGUGCGACGAGUCCCUUACUGGGCAGCGCUACGUCCUGAAGGAUGACCAUCCCUACUGCAUCAAGUGCUACGAGGCGGUCUUCGCUAACACCUGCGAGGACUGUAACACUACUAUCGGCAUCGACUCCAAGGAUUUGUCGUACAAGGACAAGCACUGGCAUGAGAAAUGUUUCCUGUGCAACAAGUGCCAGGUGUCCCUCGUGGACAAACAAUUUGGAUCCAAGAUGGACAAGAUAUUCUGUGGCCCUUGUUAUGACUCCCAAUUCGCCACGCGUUGCGACGGCUGCGGAGAGAUCUUCAGGGCAGGCAACAAGAAGAUGGAAUACAAGGCCCGGCAGUGGCACGAGAAAUGCUUCUGCUGCUGCGUGUGCAAGACGCCCAUCGGGACCAAGAGCUUCAUCCCCAGGGACCAGGAGAUCUACUGCGCCGCCUGCUACGAGGACAAGUUCGCCACUCGAUGCGUCAAGUGCAACAAGAUCAUCACCUCCGGCGGUGUGACUUACAAGAACGAGCCCUGGCAUCGGGAGUGCUUCACCUGCACCAACUGCAGCACCUCCCUGGCCGGCCAGCGCUUCACCUCCAGGGAUGACAAGCCCUACUGCGCGGACUGCUUCGGGGAGCUCUUCGCCAAGCGCUGCACCGCCUGCACCAAGCCCAUCACAGGCAUUGGUGGCACCCGCUUCAUCUCCUUCGAGGAUAGGCACUGGCACAACGACUGUUUCAUCUGCGCCGUGUGCAAAGGGUCCCUGGUGGGCAAGGGCUUCAUCACAGACGGCGCCGACAUCCUCUGUCCGGAGUGCGCCAAGCAGAAGCUGAUGUAAACGUGCUUCGGAGCUGCCUGCGUCCUGGAUCAACUCCUCUCUUCGAAACAUUUAUUUCCAAACGACACAACCAUAUCUCGUGUUCAUAUUGUUUGUUUUCUGGAAAUGAAGAUCUUUUUUUAUUAUUUUGUGGGUUCACUGGUUUAUAAUAUUUACUUUGUUUACGAGUACUUAACGAUGUUUGCUCGGGCGACACUGAAAUCAAGUGCCUAAAUUUUUCAUUCAUGUUGCCUGAGACUUGAAACAUCACUUGUGAAUCUAAAGUACACUAAAAUAGUAAUAAACUAAUUACAAAUGGGGAAAAAUUGGUGAUGUUUCACACUUCUAAUGUGCAUGCCUUCGACCUAUGGACUUUUCCCCUCUUCUCUGUUUAGUAUUCUUAGGAGAGAUAAGUUUAAAAAAAAAACUUAAAGAUAUCCGAAUCGUCCUACAUCAAUGUUGUUUUAUAUAUCAUGACGUUAUCACGGUAACUAGAUAGAAAAGUGUUUGGUUUCCUUCUCUUUAGAUUCAUGCAAUAUAAGACGUAUAUUUUGGUGAUGUGAAAUUCUAGGACAGCAAAGUUAAUACGCUAUACUUGAAGUCCUUGGAAUACGAGUGAUCCCCAGAAACAACGUUUUGUAAGAGCUUUUCCUAGGCACAUGGAUGGACGAUCCAAUGUACAGUGUAAAGUAUAAAGAAAAAGAACUAAAUUCCAGUGUUUCAUCCUGUUGUCAGUUUUGGAACAAGAUUAAGACCAAACACGCAACUCACGGGGAAAAUCAGAAAGGAGGCAAAGAAAUAUCAACAUUGUGGAUUUAUUAUUAAGCAGGAAGUAACCGUGUUGCCUUAAAUACUGCUGGAAUUCCCUGGAAUGGUUGUCACUGCCAUUAUUUCGACUUUGUUUAACUGAUAUUUUUUUCUAUCUCUAACAAUAGCUCUGUGAAUGCAUAAACAAAAUAUUGAUUAUUUAUUUCACGAGGGUGUUCAAAAGAAUCUUCAUGCAAAACAUGAAAACGAAGAAAUAAAUUGAGUGAUAUCAAUAUGACAAUGACAUUCGUUCACAUCCACCCUCAGUGAGUUCCGUCAUUUUGAAAUCCACAAUUCAAGAUGGUGCUUGAGCUCGUUUGCACAAUUAUUUAUAUAUAAAUAUAUAUGUUAUUAAAGACGUGGGCCGGCAGAGACCCACACUCACCACAAAAACCCAUAUAUAGAUACCCACUGUGUGCAGAAACCCCAGCGCCGAUUUUGCAUCACGUUAGGCAACCCAUGUUUUCUUUUGUAUGGAAAUCAGAACUUUGGGACAGAUUCCUAGCCUAUCUAUCUAUACAGGGUGUAAAAAAAAUAAGAAGAUAAAUGGGUUUAUUUUUCUUCCAAUUCACUGUAUUCUACUUUUUUGUAUUUUUUGUUGCUUUUAAUUUUUCUUAUGAUGAAUUAUGACCUAACUUGGGCUGGACUGUAGAUUUGUAGAGAAGUGACCUUAUGUUGGCCGUGUUCUGAUCCUUGACUAGAGAGUGCCAUACCUAAGGAGGUGGAGUGGCAAGGAUUCGAACACAAUGCUGCCUUAAUAGCAUUAUUCUAACUUAAUACUGUAGUAUAUUCUUGCAUAGAUUUAUUCUUGACAGUUAUGCUUAGACUAUAGUUGCAAUAGCUCUGUUUACUAAGUAUUUUCUGAAUGUUAGUAACGAUGUUUUUGGCAUUCAUUGCUGGAUCUCACGAAGGGAGUGCGAGGCCAGGGACGAACACCUGCCUGGUUUGCAUUCACUGACAGAUGACUCAACAUUCAUUACCAAAAUGUAUUUUACAAUUAUUCUUAAAAUACUUUGGAAAUCGGGGCACUAAGAACAAAAAAAAAAUGUUGUUCUUUAUCCUUUAUAAGCUGAAUUAUAAUUAUGUAUAUAAUGAAAUAAAUAUACCUAGCUUGCUUAAUAACAAAAGUAUCACACGUCAAGCAUCUGAUGUGUGGUAAUAAUACAACACUGCUCUGUCGCUGUGCGAUUCUCUUCAGUAUCCCCCGUUUUAUUUUCAGUUUUCUUUCUGUUUCUCUCUCUCGCAUAAUGCUUCGUACAGAUUCCCCCUACAGUUUCAUUAAAUUAUUACGAUCCUGCCAGUUAUGGAAUGUUCAGCUCGUAUAUCUUUUAAUACUUUGAUGUUGCUAAAUUCUUCUCUCUUUAUAGAAUUGCCUGUUUUAUUCCAUUAUUCAGUGGAGAAAUAUAAGAUGUAUAUUCAGUAACGAUGAAUACCAUUUGAUCGAACUACAAUGACUGCGAAAUCAUGUUAGUGUGUCUGGCCGCUGCGAAGUCGUGUAGACCAGUUCUCAAUAGUUCUUAUCAACCUGUAAUCAAUCUCUUUGCCUGUUUGUAAUUGAAAUAUAUCAUUAUCGUCAGUGCCUCCACUCUAAGCAUGUGAAUUUUCAUCCAGAACCAUGAUAUAUUGGUAAAACUUACUUCGACCUGAUUGUAAACACAAACAAAAGCCUUUGAAGGGAAGAAGUGUCCCUGACUAUGCAAAAAAGAAAAGAAAAAAAAAAAAAAACUAAUUCCUAGUUUUUCAAUAAAGGAAAAAUAUAACGCUACAUGCAAUACAAUCAUCUAAAAUGGAAUGAAUGAAAGAGCAUUGACAAAAGUGAACUGUUUCGCACAUUUAGAAAUAGAACGAUGCCACACGUGCUUGACAAGUAAAAGUUUCGUCCAUAUACUGGUAGGAGAAGCUGGAUAGUCUCAGAGCCCUCAAUUGUCACUUAGAGAAAAAAAAAUAACAAAAUUGUACAUUAUACUCUUAAAUCACUUUGCAUACGUGAUGAAGCCAACAAUUAAUGGACAUUAGUCAAGUCAUUGGUGAUUUUUUUUUCCUUUUUUUUCCCCCCUUUACGAAAUACCACGUGACACACCUACGAUUACGCACCAGAUUGUCGUCUAAUGUACCAAAUUUGGAGUUGCAAACCCCCCUUUGUAAUAUAUCUUGUGGAGUGAGCUGUGAGAAUGGUGCUAUAUGUGUGAGCUUUGUGUUGAACCUGGUAUUGUUGGUGCACAAUUAUACUAAUGCUGAUGUAACCGAGUCUCUAUAAUAAAUGUGUUACAGUAUAAA